AUGUCAUUAUGCACCGUUGGCCGUUUGGAAGGCCUUAUUUUGAUGAUAAGCCUCACCUUAGCUUCGGCUGCAGGGACAGCUGACUGGAAGGCCAGAUCCAUAUACCAGACUAUGACAGAUCGGUUCGCUCGCACAGACGGCUCAACAACAUCGCCAUGCAACACCACGACGGGUCUUUACUGUGGAGGAACAUGGCGAGGAACUAUGAAUCAUCUGGAUUACAUUCAAGGAAUGGGGUUUGAUGCUGUGAUGAUAUCUCCAAUCAUCGAGAAUAUCCAUGGCCGUGUCGAAUACGGCGAAGCUUAUCAUGGGUACUGGCCAUUGAGUUUCGAUAACCUCAACUCUCAUUUCGGGACGCAUCAGGACUUGCUCGACCUCAGCGAAGCUCUGCAUGCCCGUGGAAUGUAUCUCAUGAUGGAUACAGUGAUCAACAAUAUGGCCUACAUCACGAAUCACAGCGACCCCGCUACGCACAUCGACUACUCCGUCUUUAGACCCUUCAAUAGUUCGGACUAUUUCCAUCCCUACUGCAAAAUCAAAGACUGGAACAACAUGACCGAUGCCCAACUGUGUCAGACAGGUGAUUUGAUCGUCCCUCUGCCAGAUCUCUUUACAGAACAUGAGGAUGUCCAAGAUCUCCUGAUCGAAUGGGCGAACAAUGCCAUUAAGACCUAUUCUAUUGAUGGACUGCGGAUCGACGCUGCCAAACACGUCACCCCGAACUUUCUUCUCAGAUUUUUCGAAAACGUCAAUACUUUCAUGACAGGAGAGGUUCUUGAAGGGGCAGUCAACACGAUCUCCGAUUACCAGCGUGAUUACAUUGCCAGCAUGCCGAAUUACCCGAUCUAUUUCGAGAUCUUGAACGCUUUCACCCAGGGCAAUCCGUCCGCGUUGGCGAAGGAAGUGGAGAACAUGAGACUUUCGAUGCCUGAUACUAAUGCUAUGACAUCUUUCUCUGAAAAUCACGACAAGGCUCGGAUCCCGAGCCAUUCCCAAGACAUCGCGAUGGCCAAGAACGUUCUGGUAUUCACUAUGCUGUUUGAUGGGAUCCCAAUGAUAUACCAGGGUCAGGAGCAACAUCUCGACGGAGACGGCACGCCCAAUAACCGGGAAGCUAUCUGGCUCACCAAAUACGAUACCGAUGCAGAACUCUACAAGCUGAUUGCAAAACUGAACGGUAUCCGGAAACACGCAUACUCCCUCGGUGAAGAUUACCUGAGCCACCCAACUCAUACAAUCUUCCAAGGGGGAAGCGAGCUUGCUUUCAUGAAAGGUGUUGAGGGUCGACAAGUGGUUAUGGUUCUCUCCACUCAGAAUUCAACAAGCAAGUCCUAUUCAAUGCGGUUACCAUUCAGCUACAAUGCUGGCACGACAGUGAUAGAUAUUCUGAACUGCAACAAUUACACUGUGGACAACGAGGGUACACUGGAGGUGGAUAUGGACAAGGGAGAGCCCCGGGUUUUCUUUCCCACACAACAUAUGGAUGGCAGUGGACUUUGUGGCUAUGCUGCAUCAAAGGUCUCCUGGGGGUCCUUGAAAACUACCAGUGGUGCGACUUCGCUUGGCUCUGUGAUCACAACUGUCCACGGUACCAGUCUGGCUGUGUUCCUACUAGCAGCAGUGGCCGGCCCAUUUGUAGUGUCUUUGUGA
Molecule: messenger RNA, 1650 nt
Organism: Penicillium paradoxum
Lineage: Eukaryota; Fungi; Ascomycota; Eurotiomycetes; Eurotiales; Aspergillaceae
Product: alpha-amylase
Exons: 2
Coding region: 1-1650 (549 amino acids)
Biological process (GO): carbohydrate catabolic process
Molecular function (GO): calcium ion binding; alpha-amylase activity
Source: RefSeq, a predicted model, not a curated record